Molecule: messenger RNA, 2046 nt
Organism: Pteropus alecto (black flying fox)
Lineage: Eukaryota; Metazoa; Chordata; Mammalia; Chiroptera; Pteropodidae
Gene: NMNAT3
Product: nicotinamide nucleotide adenylyltransferase 3
Exons: 6
Coding region: 451-1251 (266 amino acids)
Biological process (GO): NAD+ biosynthetic process
Cellular component (GO): mitochondrion
Molecular function (GO): nicotinamide-nucleotide adenylyltransferase activity; nicotinate-nucleotide adenylyltransferase activity
Source: RefSeq, a predicted model, not a curated record
GUUCGGUGAAUCACAGAUGGGAUCGUAGAAGUGCUUCAAGUGCUGCUGCCGACACAGUGUCACAUCCUUGGGAUUAUUCAUGUCGGGCCCUGUGCUCAGAAAUGUUCCAGCCAGCUAAAGCCACCUGAAAAUGUGAUUUAUGAAAGCCACGGAGUGCAGGACUACACCUUUUCCUUUCUAAUGAGAACUAACAAAUCACCGUCCGCAGGCCGCUUAAACCAGAGAAGAAACUGUCGGCUGCAAAAUUAACAAAAAUGAACGCCCUUACAGCCCACUGAGGCCGUGGAGCUACCCAGCUGGAACUCAGGUUGAGAUGUGCUGGCUGUGGAAGCAGAUAUUAGCAAACGUGUAUGUCUUCACUUCUCUGUCUGUGAAAGGAAGACCCUGGAUCCCAUCUAAAGAGGUGAAGGCAGAGUGGCCACUGCAGUGGGUGUAGAUGUGCCUGACGAGAUGAAGAGCCGAAUCCCUGUGGUGCUUUUGGCCUGUGGCUCCUUCAACCCCAUCACCAACAUGCACCUGCGCUUGUUUGAGGUGGCCAGAGACCACCUACACCAAACAGGAAUGUACCAGGUGAUCGGAGGUAUCAUCUCUCCUGUCAAUGACAACUACAAGAAGAAAGACCUCGUGGCUGCCCGGCACCGAGUAGCCAUGGUCCAGCUGGCCCUGCAGACGUCGGACUGGAUCCGGGUGGACCCCUGGGAGAGUGAGCAGGCACAGUGGAUAGAGACAGUGAAGAUGAAGAAACGUAAGUUCAGAGAGGCUAAGUUACCUAAGUCACACAACAGGCAUCAUCACCGCGAACUGCUCAGAUCUCUGCCCCAGACGGAAGGCCCGAACCAAGGCAAGGCUGUGUCCAGGGUGCCUGCAGCUGUGCCUGAACUGAAGCUCCUCUGCGGGGCAGAUGUCCUGAAGACCUUCCAGACCCCUGACCUCUGGAAAGACGAGCACAUCCAGGAAAUAGUGGAGAAGUUCGGCUUAGUGUGUGUGGGCCGGGUAGGUCACGACCCAAAGGGGUACAUCUCAAGCUCCCCCAUCCUUCAGAGAUACCAGCACAACAUUCACCUGGCCAGGGAGCCUGUGCAGAACGAGAUCAGUGCCACGUACAUCAGGCGGGCCUUGGGCCAAGGGCAGAGCGUGAAGUACCUGCUCCCAGACGCUGUCAUCGCCUACAUCAAGGACCACAACCUUUAUACCAGGGGCAGUUCCUGCAAAGGCAAUAACACCCAGAACAACUUAGGAAAGACAAGCUAGGGAGGGCCAAACCCUCCUCCACCAAGCUCCUCCUGAGGAGAGGGCCGUUAAGGUCUUUCCUUUUUUUCAGCUUUUUCCUUUUUCCUUUGUUCUAGUUCAACAAUGAUUUUACUUCUGAAGAGUCUUCUAUCCCAGAAAGAGAUAACUUCUUUUGGUAGGAGCUAGUAUCUACACAAGAAUAGACGUUUAUCAAAAAAGUUCAAAUGGUGUAGCAGGUCAUUAGGAUUGGGCGAAAGCUCUCAGAAUCUCUGGGUGAAGAGACCUGCUUAUUUUGUAAAUGGUUGUAUGCACACUGGAGGUGGUUCCACGUAUGGCAGGGGCCCCUGACGGUCAGAUCAGAAUUGCCCACAAUGCAUUUUUUAACUAGGACCAGGUGCAGCAUGCUGGUCAUGAUUAGAAAAACUGGACAGAAUGCUAAUUACCAAACAGUGGGCUAUGUCAACGCCAUGUUGAAAACGAAAUAAUAACCGAAGAGUCAAAAACUUGGAAGCAGCACUUUGCUGAUUUACAGUGAAUCUUCUGUUAAGAACCGUGCUCUGCCUGUCCCCUGGAUGUUGAUAAAAUUUAAACUAAAAUUUUUCUAAGUAGUGAUCCUCCAACUAUUUUUGAAACAGCAAAUAUUUUUAGUGCAGCUCUUCUAUAAAUAUCAGGGCUCCUGGUUUCCAGGUUCCUGAAAAGGAACUGGGGUAAGACAGAUGCCUUGACUGUCUUAGAGGAUCUUUUUGAAUGUUUUAUGAUUGCCUGCCUGUUUGAGUAUUGGCAAAGGGCUAAAUAAUAAAUAGACAUCAAAAAGUA